AUGGCGACAAUCGUCUUCCUCUCUUCGUCGCCACCCAGAUUAUUUGCACAUUCACCAACCCCUGCUGACAGUUCUCCCUCAUUGCCCUCGCCCGGCGCAGUCCUUCGUGAACCUUGCAUAGGUUCUUUACGGUUCAAGUCAGCGGAUAGAACAAGAGAUGGAGUCUCCGGUGUGUUCAGCAAUGGCCGUUCAAUGCUGAAUCCCAAGCCCGGUGCAGAAAACAUACUGGUGGGCUCGCUGGGGCGGACGAAGUUCAAACAACCUGGAUAUCGGUCUCAAGAAGAGCCACUGCAAAAUGCCGAAAACGAACGCCGCGACGAAGGACAUCAUGAUCUGCCGUCACAUUCACCAUCCAGAAGUGCCGAUCGUCUACUUUUCGUAUAUGGUGAAGCGACUAGAGCGGGAUCCUUGUCACCAGAAUACAAUCCAUCCAGUCUUCAAGCCAAGACUGUGCCUGAACGUGAUUCAAUCCUCGUGGAGAGCCUUCGCCCCGAGGUGAACUCGGAAUCUGGUUAUAGGGAAAAAGCAUUGCCCAGGAAAUUGGACUGGACUCCGACCAAGUCCGCUGGUGUGCCACUUGAAGUGGCUGAGACUGAAAAUUCUGCCUUUGCGCAUGCCCUGAUGCAAAGUUACACAUUUGAGGGCCCUGUCAAAGACUCCAUAUCUGAAGGACAAAAUAUCAAUGGUAUACCACUGAAACGACGCCGCAUUGAUAUGUUGCACACCUCAGCGUUGCAAACCAAAAUAUCUCUGCCAGUCACAAAAGGUCGAAACACGGCAAAGCAAGAAAAGACGUUGUCGAUGAAGAAGACUAAGCCUUCUGUGAAGAAAGCUCUUACCAUCACACAUUUAGCAACUACAAACUAUGGCGAAGAACACCUCAAUCAGGGCAAGCCUGCAUCAAUGUUGGAGUUCUUGACUGCCACGCAAGUUCGUCCUGCUGAAGUAUGCUCGGUGGAAGAAGGCAGCAGUAAGAAGGUGAGGCCAAAACCCGGCACGAAGAAGAGCCGAGUCUCCAAAAAAGCUCCAUCGAAAAGUCGGCUGGUGUCUCCAGCGUCAGCGAUGAAGUCAUUGAAUGACCAGAGUAUGAUAUUUGGGUCUGCAAGUCAACUUGCUCGCGAGGAAUCCCCAUCCCUCAUUCGUGAUACUCUUAAGCCCACGAAACAAUCUGAAUUGUUCCUCUCGUCUGACAAUAUUUCACCCCAGAGGACACAAUUGACAUCAAUUGAGGCAAGCUCCCAGGAACUGUGUAAGGGUACCAGUCGCUAUGUCAAACGAAGAAAUUUAUGGGCCGCGGCCGGUAGAGAUCCGGACAACGCCCUUCUCCAUGUUGACACGAUAGAUCUCAGCGACUCACCCGCAAUCCGUUUUGCUUUUGCUGGGAAGGAUGUCCUUCUUCAGCCGGCAUCUGUAACUGACAAGAAGCAUGGACCUGUCUUAACAGGAGAGAACCGUAUGCACAGAACACCUUUGGCUCACAAGGGAAAUCUUCUCGUUGAUAUCGAUGAUAUCACUGCACCUGCAUUCAAGCACCUCAAAUCGCCAAUUCAGCUACAGACAAGGGCUUAUCAUACGUCAGCUUCGUUGGGAGCAUCAAGGAAAUCUCCUACUCCUGUAGCUGAGGAUCUGAUGGAACCUGCCGCUAAAAAGGCACUACGGCCAAAGUCUACAGCUGCUCCAACGAAGCCUUCCUUCAUGGGUUUGUCAGAUCACGACCUACAACGUCAGAUAUCCGCCUAUGGCUUCAAGCCAAUUAAGAAACGUGAGAAAAUGAUUGAACUCCUUGAAAUGUGCUGGGAAGAUAAAUAUGGUCCCGACAUUGGGAAAGACUCAAACCCCAAACCAGCUGGAAAGGAAACAGCUGAUGCCAUGACUCAUGCAGACUUCCUUAGUAAAGUCCAUGAUGUCUCCACUCGACCUGUGCCUAAAGUCAAGAAACCGAGGGCAAAGCGGAAAUCUGAGAAUGAUCCAUCCACAACCCCGAAAGAGCCAAAGAGGAGAAAGAACGCCGAGCCUAAAGUAAAGGCCCCCAAAGAGAAGGCGCCAAAGAAGCCUGCCGCCGCAAAACGAAAGAGCAAGACUUCCGAAUCAUCCGAAGAAAUCGUUCAUGAUGUCGAUGAUAUUGAAAACGUUGGGCAUCAUGAAUCCAAGCCUGCGACAGAGGCUGUCACAAAAGAAGUCAAAGCAGCCAAGCCAAAGAAGUCCUCUAAGCUAGCUAUGCCUCUGCCUACGCUCACACCCGAUGUUCCCUCGUCACCAACCUUUGAAACUCGCAAAGAAGACGAAGACAUAAAUCCAGACGGUCUCACGCUCAAGGUCUCCGGGACGCAACCAACAAUCCUCUCACCCAUCCAGACUCCUCUCCUCCCAGACCUCCAAUCUCAAAUCCGCACUGCGAUCAUGUUCAAGAAUCCUCCUCCUUCAAGCCACAAGCAAUUUUCGGAUCCCGCCUCGAAGUCCUCCGGGUCAAAAGCAGCUUCCUCCAACCACAGCAAAGCUCCGACUGGUUUGGCCAUAACGCCUACCUGGCGCGAGAAGAUCCUCAUGUACGAUCCAAUAGUGCUAGAAGACCUGACAGCGUGGCUCAAUACAGACGGUUUCCGCUCCAUCAAGGAAGACCGCCAGGUCACUGCUCUUGACGUCCGUGACUGGUGUGAGGCCAACGGUGUCUGCUGCUAUGGCGUUGGGGGUGGCUGGCGAGGCAAUGGGAGGAAGAAGCAGGCCCCUGAGAGUGGCUAG
Molecule: messenger RNA, 2739 nt
Organism: Exophiala aquamarina CBS 119918
Lineage: Eukaryota; Fungi; Ascomycota; Eurotiomycetes; Chaetothyriales; Herpotrichiellaceae
Exons: 1
Coding region: 1-2739 (912 amino acids)
Biological process (GO): DNA repair; DNA replication
Cellular component (GO): Slx1-Slx4 complex; nucleus
Molecular function (GO): 5'-flap endonuclease activity
Source: RefSeq, a predicted model, not a curated record